AAGUUAUAUUUGCAUCAUCUUGAAAAUGAGAUAUUUUUUUAUACAGUAAAGGAAAAAAAGAAAACAAAAGGCAGAUAGAGGAAGUGAGGAUGUAUGAUAUGUACUUAUAUAAACUGGAGGAAUAAUAAUUGUUUGCAGCAUUUUGUAAAUAUAGAGGGUUGCCAGAUUCACUUGCCUUCUUGCCUCCCCUUCUAGCCCCUCCCUAUGUUUAUUCCACCCUGCUUUUUCCUGCCACCUCAUCUGUGAGCACUACCUCACCUGUGUCAGCUGAACACCUGUGACUAGCAUCUUUCUCUCCCACUCUCUCUCUAGCUAUCUCAGACCUAAUAUGUCAGGUGAAGGAACACUGGCCAACUUUAGUCUGACUGUAGAUUACUUCAUAGUGCCUGUGAUUGGUAAGGUAUUCAUCAUGGAGGCACUCAUCUAUGGAUCCUUCACAGUCCUUGCCUUGGUGGCUUUGGUGUUCCAUGUGUUUGCCUUGAAAACAAAAAGCCAAAUCUCUUCAGCAAAUAAUCCACACUUCAAGAGAUUUCAACAUUCAUUCUUCCUGGUAUACUUCAUGGCACUGUUCUCGGACUGGCUGCAAGGACCUUAUGUGUACAAGCUCUAUCAGCACUAUGGAUAUGCUAGCAACCAGAUUGCUCUAUUAUAUGUGGUUGGUUUUGCUAGUAGUGUAAUAUUUGGGACAACUACAGGACCCCUGGCAGAUCGGUUUGGUAGAAAGAAAAUGGCCUUGACAUUUUGUGUGAUGUAUUCAUUUUGUUGUCUCACGAAACUUAGUUCACAGUUCUUUUGGCUGUUUUUGGGUCGUGUAUUUGGUGGCAUCUCAACUUCCAUGUUGUUCUCUACUUUUGAGUCAUGGUAUGUAUAUGAACACACAGAAACACAUGAUUUCCCCAGUGAAUGGCUAACUGUGACAUUCUCCAAAGCUACUUUUUGGAAUGGCGUGCUUGCCAUCAAUGCUGGGGUAUUUUCAAAUAUAUUUGCUGAAUCUUUGGGAUAUGGACCAGUAUCUCCAUUCAUGCUAUCAAUUCCAUUUUUAAUGAUGGCUGGCCUGAUCAUCUUGAAGACCUGGAAGGAGAACUACGGGAACCAGAGUCUCAACUUACGUCGCUCAUGCAUGGAUGGUCUGAGGUCCAUCCUAUUCAAUGAAACUAUCCUCUACUUGGGUAUUGUUCAGUCCCUAUUUGAGGCCAAUAUGUACAUUUUUGUGUUUCAGUGGACCCCUGUGUUAGGUGGAGCUAACCCUCCCUUGGGUAUGGUAUUUGCCAGCUUUAUGGUUUGUAUCAUGAUAGGUUCUUCCCUCUACUCUAUUAUGCUAGCCAAAAAGUUCACUUCAGAACAGUUGUUGGUGUUUGCUGUGAUAUUGGCCACUGUUGCCAUGACCAUUUGCAUUUAUUCAACUGGCGAAGGUUACCUGUAUCUCUCUUUCUUGGCCUUUCUUAUCCUAGAAAUUGGUGUGGGCAUGUACUUUCCUGCUAUUGGGUACCUGCGCUCUCAGGUCAUUCCUGAGGAGCUGCGUGCUGGCAUCAUGAACUGGUUUCGUGUACCAACCAAUGUCAUUACUUGUGCCAGUCUGCUACUGGUUCACAAUAAUACUAUAAUCAGUUCCACUCAGGCCAUGUUCACUGUCUGCACUGUUAUGUUGCUUGUGGCAAUCAUCAUCAGUAUAAGGUUUGUACGGCUUUUCAGCUCCAAUAAGACUCCAUUGCCUCAGAGUGAAGAUCAGGUGCCUUUAACCAAGGCAGAGUUAUAAAUGUCAUGCAUGUAGUUUGUAUGGUAGCUUUUGUUCUGUACAGUUUGAAUCAUUAACUAGAAUUUAUAUCAUUGUACAUUGUCAUUAUUUGACAUUUUUUGUUUACAAUUUUGUUUUGUUUUUGUAUUUUCCUGUUAUAAGGUGCACACUGUAGUAAACUUCAAUGCAGUGUCCUGUGAGCACUUGACACAUUUUUCAUUAGACAACAACUGACAAUAUCUCAUAUUAAAUUAAUAAACAAAGAAUAUGUGUAAAAGGAAGUAUCACAUCAGAUGUUGUGAUUUCAGAUUGUGUUAGGAUUACUUAGAAUAAAUUAUUUAUUUUCUGUAAAUGGUAUGUAGAAGUUUAGAG
This is a messenger RNA of Portunus trituberculatus (swimming crab), 2107 nucleotides long. Its product is annotated as molybdate-anion transporter-like. The record is from RefSeq and is a predicted model, not a curated record. Gene Ontology annotation, biological process: molybdate ion transport. NCBI's taxonomy places the organism in Eukaryota, Metazoa, Arthropoda, Malacostraca, Decapoda, Portunidae. The transcript has 2 exons. The coding region runs from base 329 to 1756 and encodes 475 amino acids. Gene Ontology annotation, molecular function: molybdate ion transmembrane transporter activity. Gene Ontology annotation, cellular component: membrane.